CUUAAUGGAACUCUACAGGACAUUGGCCUAGGAUACAUACGAUGGAGAGCAUGCUACAAAUUUGCAUUCUCCUAUCCAUGGUGAUUUUGUCCUUUGCAGGAUGUGGUCCUUGUGAAUACGACCUGGUGACCGGACCCUUCGGUGUGUCCGACGAGGCAAUCACAGCGUCAUCUACUCACAGUCACUGCCCUUUAGUAAAAGCCAGAUUCAGCAGUUCCGGUAGUUGGUGUCCUCUUAAUACUGGUGGUGGACACUAUUUACAGAUUGAGUUCCGAUAUGUCUCAUUACUGAAGGCAAUACAGACUAAGGGACGGGGAAGCUAUAAUCAGUGGGUAACGUUGUACAGUGUCAAUAUCAGUAUGGACGGACACACAUGGACGUCCUUAUACAACGCUUCAAGCGACGUAAAGGUAUUUCCCGGGAACUUCGACAAGGAUACAGUCAUGACCAAUGAGUUAGAAGGGAACGUCAUCGCCAAGUUCAUCCGGAUUAUAUCCGUCUCCACACGUACCCGUGGAUCGAUGAAGUUGGAGGUACAGGGCUGUCCGUACACGGAAAUAAACAGUACUUGCCAUCGGUGGGAAGCCAAGCUUGGAUCCACUAGUGACGUACUUCCUGUUCUCCUUGACGCAGACGCAUCGAACCAAGGACUGUGUGGCUUAAAGUGUUUCAGACAACCGGAAUGUGACAGCUUCCUGUUUGACGUCACUUCCGCUCGAUGCAGAUUACUAAAGGCGACUAUGGAUGGGUCACAAGUAACGGUCAACCUGGACGGGGUUUGGUAUUUUGUGAAAAUAUAAAUGCGAACGCUUUCUUUUUGACAUCACAUACUGCCUACUACAGUGGACUUAUAGGUAAUUGUCAACGUACAUAACUACUUGGUGAAUUUGUUAUGACCUGUUGUUGGUAAUGUUGCGGCUGUUUUUUGUCAUGAUAUUUGAGGUUUGUUUGCGCAUUUGUAUAAAGUCUUACACCUGAGUAAAGUUGUUUACUUACAAUGUGUUUAAUGUGUCACCUAACACAAAUUACACCGGUUAGGUGUAAAACCUGACUGUGGCUUACGGUGAGAAACCUCUCCGAUUUCAAUAGAGGCGAGGAAAAACAGAGAAUUCGCUCUGUGAAGGACAAUUUAUAUAUAAACAACGAUAUGGAUCAACCUCCUUCAAUGAUGUGAGGACACGCUCACUCGCGCGCCUCGA
This is a messenger RNA of Mizuhopecten yessoensis (Yesso scallop), 1199 nucleotides long. Its product is annotated as contactin-associated protein-like 2. Bases 42 to 800 code for a protein of 252 amino acids. Lineage: Eukaryota; Metazoa; Mollusca; Bivalvia; Pectinida; Pectinidae. The record is from RefSeq and is a predicted model, not a curated record. The transcript has 5 exons.